AGGGGAUCCAGCGCACACGGAGAGAGCCAGGCCCCGGCGACUGCGAGCACACGACUCCACCGCCGCCGCCGGCGAGGGUUAGGACCUGUGGUCGCCGCCAAGUGGACUCCCAUGCGGCGGCGAUGGCGAGGAGAUCUACUGAUAGACCCUUCUUGAUGGCAAGGAAGAUUGCAGUACAUGGCCAAAUGAAUCGCAGUAAGUCGACUCAGACCAGCCACCUCCCUUGUGCUAAUGCUUUUUUCUGCACCCUCGGCGAGCAAUUUGCGGCCACCAAUGGGAAGAAUAGAGGGAAAAUGAGGAAGGAAACCAAGAAGGUCAAUGUAAGAUCAGCCUUCAUCAUUGAUAAUAGCACCCAUCGCGAUGAGUCUAUAUACAGAAACUCUUUUCUCCAAAAAAUAUGUGGUGUUACAAAUCGUGAUGAGACACAACUGGAGCCAAUGAUGUUAUCGGAUCCCAUUGAUUGUUUUCCUGACCGGGAAAGAUGUGCUGUGCAUUAUGUAUGCAACAUGAUGCAAAUAUUUUCGUUGAAGUUGGCUAAAGUUCCUGUGAUCACAAGCUCGGUACAACUAUAUGGAUAUAUAGCUGUGCGAGAUUGUCUGGAUUCAUUGCUAAAUUAUAUUUUCAAUCGUAGCAGGGACGAUCCCAUUACGGUUCAGCAGGGUUCUCUCAUUGAGAUGACUGGCCCUAAGAGGGGAAUCACAAUGACCUCUCCUGUUCUAGUUGAGUUUGACAUGAGGAUCAGGAAAGGAGAGCAAGAAGAAGAUGAUCUACAAUUAAUUGACGGUGCAAUAGACUGCGAACUAACCACACCUUCCCGUCCAUCCACUAACCGCAUUAAUGGCGAUUGUGGAGCAGUUGACAUCACUCUAGCCCGCGUUCCCGGUGCAGUGGAGGCCACUAUAGAUGUUGUUAUAUCAAAAGUGCAGAGUGGAUUCAAUUUAUCUCUGAGUUCGUUUGUGUUUGCCGGCGGGUCACAUCAGGGAAUCGAACUCUUUUGUGGGAUUAUCGGCGAGCCAUGUGGCUUAACAAGAAGAUAUGUGAUUGCUGUAGAGAUGGGUAGCUGGAUGUAUUUGAAGUUCAAUGUAGGUCAGAAAGGCUCUGAUAUGAUGAUGAUCUGGAACGUUAUUGCCGCUUCAAAGCAGCCAUCCAUGGAUGUGCCUGUCGACAGAUAAUACUUGAGCAUGCAUCUAUCUCGCUGAAGGUGACUUGGUCGAUUGUGCAAUAAAGUUGUUGGUGUUUGAUAUUCAAACUUUACUGGGAUUAUUUGGUCUUGCACUGGAUACAUGUCCACUUGGCACUGGGUGCAUCUAUCUCCCGCCGGCAUGCUCCACCUGCGCACUCUUGCGGCACAGCUAUCUCCAGUUCGUCCCAGAUGAGAAGGGAAGCAGAUAAUGUUGCAUGGUUCAUUCCUCGUACUCCCUCCGUCCCAAAAUUCUUGCCUUAGAUUUGUCUAAAUACGGAUGUAUCAAUACUGUACAUUUGCAUUUACAUUUGCUUGAAGCGUAAGAAGCUUCAUAUAGUCAAGGAUAGCACAGCUGCUCUGUGAAACAUCACGUACAAGACCAAUUGUCCUGCCCCUGUUUUUUUUUUUUGCAUAUACACCUCUGUGCGAACCUGCGGAGGAUGAUUAUUAGCAAACUGAAAAUAAGAUAAGGAUGUAGCUGCUCUGC
Triticum aestivum (bread wheat) is the source of this 1670-nucleotide messenger RNA. RefSeq lists its product as uncharacterized. The transcript has 4 exons. Lineage: Eukaryota; Viridiplantae; Streptophyta; Magnoliopsida; Poales; Poaceae. Bases 123 to 1172 code for a protein of 349 amino acids. The record is from RefSeq and is a predicted model, not a curated record.